This is a messenger RNA of Drosophila simulans, 736 nucleotides long. RefSeq names its product NADH dehydrogenase [ubiquinone] 1 beta subcomplex subunit 7 (gene ND-B18). The coding region runs from base 223 to 582 and encodes 119 amino acids. The transcript has 2 exons. The record is from RefSeq and is a predicted model, not a curated record. Lineage: Eukaryota; Metazoa; Arthropoda; Insecta; Diptera; Drosophilidae. Gene Ontology annotation, cellular component: mitochondrion.
GGUCUCCCUUUUCCUUAAAAGUUCCGUUAUAAAAGUUAACAUUUAAAAAUAUUUCACAUACAUUGCAAGACAGCAGCUGUUCGAGCAGUGCUGAAAAACGCCGACGCAUCGCGAGCUGGCAACGCUGCCAGCAGCUGUCACUUGCAACAAAAACAACAGGGGCAGGAAGAAGAAGACUUUGACAGCUGCGGCACAACCGAAAUCGAAGAAAAACAAUUUACGAUGGGCAACGCGCUGACGCACUACUUGAAACCGGACGUGAUGCCCGGCCCGGAUAUGGUGCCUACCUUUGACCCACUGAUGGGCUUCGAGUCGCGCAAGGAGCGUGUGAUGAUCGCCACCCAGGAGGAGAUGGAGUCCGCCAAGCUGCCGCUGGAAUUCCGCGACUACUGCGCUCACCUGGCCAUCGCCUACCAGGCCUGCCGCAGCGACACCUUCCCGUUUGUGUACAAGUGCGCCCACCAGAAGCACGAGUACCUCACCUGCGAGUACGAGGACUACGUGCUCCGCAUGAAGGAGUUCGAGCGGGAGCGCCGGCUGCUGGAGCGCCAGAAGCGCCUCAACAAGGCCGCCUUGGCUUAGGCUAGAUACCCCUAUACACAAAAAAAAACACCCCCAACAACACCAGGCGACGCUCCUGGCCGCGGAUUCACUGCCACUGCCCCAUGUUGCAAGCUAGUUUCCAGCGGAAAUGUCAAUAAACAACUCCAUGCUAGUAAUAAUGCGGAUCUGCUAA